This is a messenger RNA of Rosa chinensis, 1438 nucleotides long. RefSeq lists its product as uncharacterized. The transcript has 3 exons. The coding region runs from base 90 to 428 and encodes 112 amino acids. The record is from RefSeq and is a predicted model, not a curated record. NCBI's taxonomy places the organism in Eukaryota, Viridiplantae, Streptophyta, Magnoliopsida, Rosales, Rosaceae.
UUUACCCUUCAAAAAUAUGAGCUUUUUGAGAUCAAACUUUUUGCUGGGGCUUUAUAUUCUCCCUCCACCAAAUUUCCUGAGAGCUGGAAAUGGAAGACAAUGACCCGUGGCUAGCCCGAGACAAGCUCUAUCAUCUCCUCUUCUGCUUCUCUCUCACCCUCCUCUUCUCCACAUUAGCCGCGCAAACCCCCUACCCGUUUCUACGCCGCCACUCUAUUCGGGUCGGAUCACUCCUAUCUCUCUCAGCCGGCGCCGCCAAGGAGUUCGCCGACGAGCUCGGAUUCUUCCACUCCGCCGGAGCCUCCGCUAAAGACGCCGGAGCCAAUUUCCUCGGCGUCGUCAUCGCUUCCCUCCUGCUUUAUCUGCUUAACCACUUGGCCCGAUCCGAUAAUGAUGCGGGUCGGAUCAAAGAGGUCUCCAUCGUCUGAACAGAAAAAGUGGGCUCUUGGCUCAUAGGGUUUACUGGGUAUUGUGGGAAUUUGGGAUUUGGAGAAACAAGAAUCGGGCAUUUUUGGUUUUUGAUGAUCACCUGAAGUAGUGGUGGAGGUGUUGGUGUUGAGAGUUAAUAAAAGUGUUCCUUGGUAUAUGAUCCUAUUGAGUUGGUGGGCUUUGAUUGGUGCUAUUAAUGCUAAAAAUCUGCAAAUCAAGUAGGGGAAAGAAAGCUGCAUAACUUCUUGCAAAAUGAGACAAUUGAACUUAGUUCUAUAAUUUGGGAAAAUACUGGAGAGAAAUAUGACAUUUCUGUACUUCCCACUGGGUUUUAGGAAACAAUGAAACACUAAAUAAGGGACUAAUACUGCUUGAUGAAGGUGUUGAGCAGUCAUCUUCUGAAGCUUCUUGUCAAAGGCUUUUCAUGAUUUUCACCUUCUUCCUCGGGCAGCUUGACUGCUGUGUAAGUUCCCGCCCCGCAGAGUGCCCCAAGAAUUGGUGCAGUGAAGUAGACCCAUAUGGCUUUGAAGUUGUUUGCAGCUAUGGCUGGUCCUAAUGUUCUCACGGGGUUCAUUGAACCUCCUGUUGUCUCCCUGCACAAUGUAUGAAGUUAAAGGUUUCAAUAGAUCAUCCUUCUAUAUUGACUUGUUGAUUUUUUUUUUUUUUUUAGAAUAAUUGACUUGUUGAAUUUUGGUUUACAAAAAAUCUUGAAGGUUGAAUUUGUGACUAUCAGACAGACAAGCAUAGAUUAUUGGUUGGAAUUUAGUCAUACCCAGCUAUGAGUAUGUUAAGCAUGACAGUUGCUCCCACCGCGAUUCCCGCCAAUUCCCCAACCUGCAUGUAACAAAAUUCUUUGUAAUUUUACAUUUACAAAUUGAAGAAUUCUAUUUACAAUUAACAUGUUUCAUAGUUGAAAGCUUUCUAUCAUACUGAUGGUAAGAAUAGAUUAGCUCAGUUUUAUGAGCAACUUCGUUGUUGGCAAGAUGGACAAUAAGAUAUAUUGCGACUA